AUGUGCUCGACGCGACUGACGUUCGAAGACAUUCACGGUGAGGUCAAAGAAGGUCCGUACAAUGGCUUCGAAAUCUUGAAUUUCAGAGGCCGGCAAAAGCUACAGGAUCAAUCUGACGUAUUCAACAUUCUCCACGACUCUCCACAUCUCAGCUCUGAGCUUGACGAGCUCACUUUCAAGUACCAUGAGAACGGCCCUUUGGGGCGCAACUUACAGUGGAGAGCAGAUCUCCUCGGGAUCAAGCGCGGAUUCUGCAACGAUGUCCAGUCAGACUUGCCGUGGCAGCUUGAUGAAGGUAUCCGCAGCAACUUCUCCAAAAUCGAAGUCACAAAAGGUUCGCUGGCACCAGAAAUAGGCCAGCAAAUGUUGUCUCGGCACCCUUUCUACAGCAAUGCAGUUCUUGUGCGAGACUACUUCCGAUGCUUUCCACGAGAUGAUGGUUUUCUUCUCACAACGUCGCCUACCGUAGGCCUUAACUACCUGGACCGAUAUUUCGCGAGAUAUGUAGAGGUGCCGUCCCAUGCUGAAACCGUGCACCAAGAUCACUCUGCUCUGGAAAACAUUCGGCGAGGAUGGGAGCUUGAUGGAACAGCCUCGUGGGAAAUCAAGUUGGUGCAUUGGCUUAUGGUGUUACUGGUCAACGAAUUGGAGGUCGCACCCCAUAACCAUCGUUUAUGGAAGAAUGUCCCCGAUAUACAAAACGCAUAUCUUCCCAUCGUGCGAGAUCUGAAACAUCGUCGAGCUUCUCGGUUCAGACGGCACGAAUCCGUGAACCUGGUCCGUGAAUAUGUUUCUUGCAUGGACGAGAUCUCUCAAAUUAAUGAGAUCUCAAUGCAGAAAAUCGAAUUCCUCGGGAAGCUUCGAGAACACUGCAAGUCUCUUAAAUUGGCACGACUCCACCACAUUUUAGGAUCCAUCAAUGAAAAAAGUCUUCUGGUUCAGCGGGUCGAUGAGGCUGUAAAACAGAUAGAGAAAGACAACGAGAAUCUCCCUCGACUUAUCAACGACUUGAAAACCUCAUUAGACGUACUUUUUCAACUACGGACAAUCGAACAGAAUGAACUUGCUAUCAUCGCAGAGUCGAACAACAAAGCCAUCCUCGUCUUUACCGUCGUGAUUUUCAUCUUUUUACCUCUAUCUUUCUUCACAUCGUACUUCGGGAUGAAUCUUCAAGGGAUCGCCAAUACGGAUAAGACGCAAGGCUACUUCUGGGCCGUUUGUGGGAGUGUUACCCUCUUCGUCGUGAGCUUCACAGUUGUCUGA
Messenger RNA from Letharia columbiana, 1263 nucleotides. RefSeq lists its product as uncharacterized. Bases 1 to 1263 code for a protein of 420 amino acids. Gene Ontology annotation, biological process: metal ion transport; transmembrane transport. Gene Ontology annotation, cellular component: membrane. Lineage: Eukaryota; Fungi; Ascomycota; Lecanoromycetes; Lecanorales; Parmeliaceae. The transcript has 6 exons. The record is from RefSeq and is a predicted model, not a curated record. Gene Ontology annotation, molecular function: metal ion transmembrane transporter activity.